CACUUGGCCAUGAUAAGGAGAGGCUUCCAGCUGGCAGCAAGACUUGGCCACCACAGAGGCCUUCUUGGGGACCCCCGUAUCCUGCCCAGACUCAACCCUGCCUCAGCAUUUGGAUCCUCCACAGACUCCAUGUUCUCAAGAUUCUUGCCAGAGAAGACAGACUUGAAGGAUGAUGCUCUUCCCGAUGCCAGCUGGUGUUUGGACAUGCUGAGCCUGGACCAAGAAUUUCUGGAGAAGACCAAGUCUAGCGGCUGGAUCAAGCUGCCCUCCUUCAAGUCUAACGGAGACCACAUCUAAGGACUCAAGCUCCCAUCUGGACUGGCAGUUUCCUCGGACAAAGGUGACUGUCGCAUCUUCACCAGAUGCAUCCAAGUGGAAGGACAAGGCUUUGAGUAUGUCGUCUUUUUCCAGCCAUCCAAGAAGAAGUCGGUCUGUCUUUUCCAACCAGGCCCCUACCUGGAGGGGCCCCCAGGGUUUACCCACGGCGGGUCCCUGGCAGCCAUGAUGGACGAGACUUUUUCUAAAACUGCCUUCCUGGCUGGAGAGGGGCUGUUCACACUAAGCUUCAACAUCAGGUUCAAAAACUUGAUCCCCAUGAGCUCUCUGGUUGUAAUGGACAUAGAAGUGGAAAAGAUUGAGGACCAGAAGCUUUACAUGUCCUGCCUCGUCCACAGCAGAGACCAGCAGACAGUUUACACCAAGUCCUCAGGUGUUUUCCUUCAGCUGCAGCUGGAAGAAGAGUCUCCCCAGUAACAGUCACUGCCUGCAGAGGAGCCUCCCACUGCAUCCCCUGCCUGCCUGGGACCCACCAAAGAGCAAGAAGGGGUCGUCAAGAAGC
Messenger RNA from Rhinopithecus roxellana (golden snub-nosed monkey), 838 nucleotides. It is a transcript of the gene THEM5, whose product is annotated as thioesterase superfamily member 5. NCBI's taxonomy places the organism in Eukaryota, Metazoa, Chordata, Mammalia, Primates, Cercopithecidae. The record is from RefSeq and is a predicted model, not a curated record. Gene Ontology annotation, biological process: long-chain fatty-acyl-CoA metabolic process; cardiolipin acyl-chain remodeling. Gene Ontology annotation, cellular component: mitochondrial matrix. The transcript has 6 exons.